UCCGUGAGAGAGAAGCCCCUGCAGGAGGGUGGGCCUGGCGAGUGCCCUUUGCCAGGGUCCUGCCCAGCCCAGAAGAGGAGCCUCCAAGAGCUGGCAACAUCUGCGCUGGGCCGGCUCACAGAUUUGGCCCAUGUCAAAAGGGCUUUCCAUUCACCUUGCUUUAAGUCAGGGAAGGGGCCUGAUGCCAGGACUCUCGCCCACAUCUCUCCCCCAGGCAGGAAACGUGGAAGGCAGAGGAAUCAAGCAGGCCCAGCAGAACGCCUGUGGUGCCAGAGGGAUGGCCUCUCGCAGCCAUCCGGCCAUGAGGAGGGUCAAGCGGGCCUGGGUCAUCCCCCCCAUCAGCCUACCUGAGAAUCACCGGCGGCUGCCCCACCUUCUGGUCCAGAUUAAGUCAGACAAGCAGCAGCCGGGGGUCGUGGUCUACAGCAUUAAAGGUCCCGGGGUUGAUGAAGACCCCAAGGAUAUCUUCUCCAUCGAUAAUCGGAGUGGUAAAGUCUACCUCAACACUGUGCUGGAUCGGGAAAAACAUGAUCGCUUUCGGCUCAAGGCUUUUGCCCUCGAUCUGGGCGGGGUCCCUCUGGAAGACCCCACCGACUUGGAGAUCGUCGUCCUGGACCAGAAUGACAACCGGCCAGUGUUCCAGCGGGACGUGUUCACAGGGCACGUGGUGGAAGGGGCUGAGCCAGGGACGAUUGUCUUGAAGGCAGAAGCCACAGAUGCCGAUGACCCCGAGACGGACAACGCGGCACUCCGGUACUCCAUCCUGGGCCCAGAAGGGGCAGAGCUGUUUGCCAUCAACGAGCUCUCUGGGGAAAUCCAAGUCUCUCGAAAUGGGCUGGACCGUGAGGUGACGGGCAGUUACAACUUGACACUCCAAGUGGCUGACAUGGCUGGAGAAGGCCUGACCACCACAGCUACAGCGGCCAUCUACGUGGAAGAUGUCAACGAUAACCCCCCUGAAUUCCUCUCGGAUGAGUUCCACCUGGAGGCCCCUGAGAACCGAGAGGGCGUGGAGGUUGGACGGGUGAGGGUGCAGGACAAAGACCAGCCAGGCUCCCCCAACUGGCUGGCCAAGUUCACCAUCCUGGAGGGGGACCCCCGAGGAGCUUUCUCUAUCCACCCUGACCCCCUGACCAAUGAGGGGGUCAUCUCUGUGGUCAAGGCCCUGGACUACGAAGAGCAGAACCGCUAUGAGCUGCUGGUCUCUGUGCAGAACCAAAGCCCCCUGCACCCCUCCGCCCCCAAAGCUGCCCACGCCUUGGCCACGGUGAAGCUCCAGGUCAUGGAUGCCAACGAGCCCCCCUUCUUCCUGGACAACCCCUGCAGGGGGAGGGUGAACGAGGGGGCAGCUGGUGGCACCGAGAUCACCCUCUUCCGUGCCAGGGACCCAGACACCCAACAAGAUCAGCAACUCAGGUACCUGCAGGCCUCUGAGUUGGCCAGUUGGCUGCAGGUGGACUCCAAAUCCGGCCGGGUGGAAGCCCACCAGAAAGUACCCCCACGGUCAACCUUCCUGGGCGGCUGGUACAUCACACAGAUCCUGGCUGUUGAUAACGGGACCCCUCCCCUCACAGCCACGGGGACCCUCUCUGUCGAGGUGCUGGAGGUCAACGACCAUGCGCCCUCCCUCUUCCCCACAACGGGGUCACUGUGCAGAGAAAGGGGCACCUUAGUCCUGAGCGCCACUGACCAGGAUUUGGCGCCCCACGCGGGGCCCUUCCACUUCCAGUUUGGCCUCAGCAGCGCCCACAACUGGACUCUCAGCCACCCCAACGACACCCACGUGGUGCUGCAGCCUCCCGUGGACGUGGCCGAGGGUCUCCACGUCCUGCCACUGCUGGUCAGAGACUCUGGGAUCCCAGCACGGGUGCGAGAAGAGCUGCUGAAUGUCUCCGUCUGUGCCUGCAGCCAGUGGGGAACCUGUGGGGCUCAGGCAGCUGCCACCUCGGGGCCCAGGGCAGGCCUCAGUUUGGGCGGCUUGCUGGCCAUCCUGUGCAGCGCCCUCCUACUCCUGCUGCUGGUGCUGCUGGUGGCCGGACUGGAGCAUUCCCGCCGGCAGGCUCUGCGCAAGGGACUGCUGGGCGCCUGGCAGGACGACCUGCGUGACAACAUCGUCAACUAUGACGAGCAGGGGGGCGGUGAAGAGGACCAGGAUGCCUACGAUCUCUCCCAGCUGCGUGACCCUGAUCUCUUUCGCCCCCCGACUCCCCGGGGGAAGCCCCUUCAGAGGAGGGAUGCCCCCCACAGCUAUGCCUUGCCCCAGCACCUGCAGCGGUGUCCUUCCGACAUCGAGGACUUCAUCAAUGAGGGCCUGGAGGCAGCAGACAGUGACCCCAGCGUCCCCCCCUAUGACACGGCUCUCAUCUAUGACUACGAGGGGGCCUGUUCGGCCAGUGGGUCCCUCAGCUCCAUCCUGUCCAGCCUGGGAGACGAAGACCAGGACUACGACUACCUCCACGAAUGGGGACCACGAUUCCAGCGCCUGGCUGAGCUGUAUGGCCAGUAGGUGGCAGGAAGAGUGGCAGGGCCGGACUGGACAACUGACCAACCUGGCUUGGCCUGCCGCAUCGCCCUCCCGGCUGGCAGGUGGGACACGUGCCCGGCUGCUUCUCUCCGCACCCCAGAGGCAGGGCUCCCUUCCAGCCGCCGUCUUGCCAACUGCAGCUGCACCAGCCUGCGUGCCCUGAAGCCGAAGGCAGGCAGAGACCCCCAGGUGCUUUCCCUGGCUGCCAGCUGAGAUGCUGCUGGCAGCUGCUGGAGGACAGUCCCAGGACCACCCAUGGAACCCCUUGUUUCCCCAGCCGGGGCCCCGACACUCCCAUCCAGGGGCCACAAGAGUUACUAGGCCUAAAGGCAGGGCGGUUGGGUGAGAAAACUUCAGCCUGCCAGGGAACAGAAGAGCCCAUGGGGAGAAGCUAGGACUGGCAACCUUGCAAGAGGCAAGUGGCGAUGCCCCCCUCCCUGCUCAGCAACAGCCUGCCCCCGAUAGAACCGAUCAGGGGCCCGCCCUGAAAAGCAGCUUCCGGUGGCCUAUGGGCAAACCUGGCUGUGUUCCCCCCAGAGCCCAGUCCAAAGGUGCUGCGGUGGCUGCAGCCAGGACGAGACACUUGGGGGUCUCGGCAGGGGAACAGGGCAGGAUUUGAGGGGGGGGCAGCGCUUGCUGUGGCU
Molecule: messenger RNA, 3168 nt
Organism: Ahaetulla prasina
Lineage: Eukaryota; Metazoa; Chordata; Lepidosauria; Squamata; Colubridae
Gene: CDH15
Product: cadherin 15
Exons: 14
Coding region: 131-2506 (791 amino acids)
Biological process (GO): adherens junction organization; homophilic cell-cell adhesion; cell-cell junction assembly
Cellular component (GO): adherens junction; plasma membrane; catenin complex
Molecular function (GO): cadherin binding; calcium ion binding
Source: RefSeq, a predicted model, not a curated record